Messenger RNA from Dreissena polymorpha, 7978 nucleotides. RefSeq names its product mitogen-activated protein kinase kinase kinase 7-interacting protein 3 homolog. The transcript has 8 exons. The coding region runs from base 171 to 2423 and encodes 750 amino acids. The record is from RefSeq and is a predicted model, not a curated record. Lineage: Eukaryota; Metazoa; Mollusca; Bivalvia; Myida; Dreissenidae.
CGCGUAUAUGUCCGCCAUAUCUCGGACAAGACAUUAUAUCGUAAACAGAAAACAACCCGACAAAACAGUAAAUCCGAAGUAGUUCUAGAAAUGAAACAACUUUUAUGCACCAUGCCAAACAUGACCGUGCCAUCCCAUGCUUAAUUUUAAGAAGAUGAAGGAACAUUGUCAUGGCCGACUUGGAUCAUGAUCUUUAUUGGGAACUAAAGUCACGUUACCCUGAGGUUCCUGAUUCUGUUGUCAAAAAGUAUAUCCUACAGUACAAUAACAAUCGCGAGCGAUGUAUUGAGAUGCUGGCCAAUGAGAGUCCUAAGUACCUGUUUGAGACCUGUGAUCAGCUGUCUGACCUGCACUUUGGGGGUGCGCGCCCACGCAGCAACUCCUCGGGAAACACCAUGAUUAACACCAACUCAGUGCCUGCCCCACUCCCGUACUCUCGCAACGUGCCAGGCUUCCGUGGGCCCAUAACGGCCUUGGAGCAUCCUUGCACUGCCCCUGUGAUGUCAAAUGAUAUCAAUCAGUUCAUGACAACUGUGCGGAGACGUGAACAGGGCUCCUGUAACGAUAUUCCAAAUAUCAAUUGUAACAAUGCUCACGGGAGUAGUAACAAUUUACAGCAUGUAGGAUAUGGACCAAGAACAAAUUAUGGCCAGUCCAACUCAGGAAAUAGUUCCGCCUCUGCUUCUCCGGUCAUGGUGCCAAUUGAUGUUCAGCACAUGCAGACAAAUGACAGCCAGCAAAAUUUCUUGUGUAGAAUUCAACUGAAUCCCAGUUCAAACUCCCAGUCUGGAACUCCCAGUCGAGGAUGGAUUUUCCAACCGGCAACCAACCAAAACAUAGCAUAUCAAAAUGUUUUCCCAGGUGAACAUAAUGUCUUGCAGCCGGAUACCCGAACAUUGCCGAUAUCUCAGACAUACACCCCUGGGAACCAUAGUGGCAGCCUAACUAACUCGCCAUACAGUUCCCCUGGAGAGGAACUGCCUGCCUUUUCUGGAUACCCUGGUCAGAAUAAGGGCCAGCAUUCCACACAAAAAACUAUUUAUUUGACAAAUCCCACUGCUAGCCCUAAUCCUAACCAACUUUCCACUAUGCCCCGUACUCCUGUGCCUGGUCACUAUAAUCCUGGUAGUGUAAAUGAUGUGCGUUUGUCUCCAGGGAAUCUGUCUAGAAGUAAUUCAGCAAAUUCUCAACCAAGUCCACAGGGAUAUCCUGGAUCUGUUAUUGUUGAAAUUAAGACUCCUGUGGGCGCUGGAGUGCAAUCACAAAUUAAGUACUUUGAAACAAUUGGCUCAUCAAAUACAGGACCGCAUUCCACCACUGCUAGUGGAGCAUAUUUGAGUCACAUUUCUCCAAAUGAGCCCCAAGUUACUUCAGACACUAACAUUAAACAACCGUAUGUCACAAGACGCCCUAAUGUGAUAAACUUUCCUGGGGGAGCCUCUCGUGAGGAAAGGUUCCUGAAAUUCCCGCCUAUGCCAAAUGAAUGUCGUGUUCCGGGCCAUGUUCAUGGCCAGUUACAAAAAACUCCUAGUUCAGACGCUGAAAGUGUUUUUGUGUCAGAAAUGGAGUAUAACAGAUCGUUUGUGUCGCCUGCAUCUAGUCCUAAUAGUGUAAGUUCCGAUUCCCAGACGGCGUUAUCGGAAAGGGAGCGAGCCUUGUACUACAGUGGCAGUUACGAAGAGCCAGCCUAUUUGAGAGCGUUGCUGUCCCAUCAAACAUCGCGUGUGGAGAAGCUGAUGUUUGACCUUCAGCACGCUGAAGAGCGGCUGGGGCACCUGAAAGGGGAUGUCACCAAUCUGGAGCGGCUGUCCAUUGAACGCAAACGACAAAAAUCAAAUGUGUUUCCUUCGUCUGUAGACUUAGCCAGGCUGAGAAGUGAUAAUCUUCAACUACAGACAGACAUUCAAGUGAUGACUAGAGAAAUAGACCUUUUCAACAAUGGACAAACUCCAUUGGGUGUGCUAGAUCCCCUAGAACAACAGAACUUCUACAAGAACAUGAACACUGGUCAGCGCGGCUCCAUCUACGCCAGCACCAGCCCCGUCAGUGUUCCCAGCAUGCAGGUGUCAAGGGUGACCACUAGUGUGAACUCUGUUGUCACUCCUUCUAGGCUCCCACCUGAAAUCCCCCCUCAGCUGCCUCCUAGGGACCCUCCACGUACUCACGAAUUGCCUCCCCCCCUCCCUCCCCGUCUUUCAGUCGUGCCUCCCAGUCCCCAGGCACAGGCCCCAGUCACCUCCGGGGACCUGGACGCGGACGGAGAGCAGUGGAGCUGCUCAGCCUGCACCUUCCUCAACUACCCGGCGCUCAACAAGUGUGAGGUGUGCGAGAUGCCCCGGAUGUCCCCCCUGAUGAGCCCACGUGGCGGGGAAGAUGUCCCUGACUCGUACUCGGCACCUGCCACUAGCCCGUCUGCUACCUGAUCUAGGAGAGGAGUCAAGAUGACAUGCUAUGCUCUUAAUUUUAUCUCCAUUUUGGAAACCAGUCUUUCAAUCCUCCUUUUGGUGAACGAGUCUUGGUCAAGGAAAGUAAUCAAAGCGUUAUGUAUUACAUGACUCUGUAAACAUCGAAACACAGGGUUAUAUUGGUCUUUUUUUGUUCAGUAAAUAGGUUUGUUCAACCCAUAUCCAAGAUAAAAGGAACAUGCUCUAGUUAAACAUAAGUUAUUGGCCAGCUUUAAUGUACAAAAAGUGCUUUUUAAUAAAUCUAAAACAUUUUCAUUUACUCUAUUUUCAUAAGAGCUGUAUGAAAUAAAUUUUAGACAUUAACAACUUUUUAGCUCACCUGAGCACAACGUGCUCAUGGUGAGCUUUUGUGAUCGCCUUUUGUCUGUAGUGCGUCGUCAACAUUUUGCCUUGUGAACACUCCAGAGGCCACAUUUAUUGUCCAAUCUUCAUGAAACUUGGCAAAAGUAGGUCAAAAUGUUUGUCUAAAUGAUAUGUUGUUUGAGUUCAAAAAUGGUUCCGGUCCGUUGAAAAACAUGGCCGCCAGGGGGCGGGGCAGUAUUCCUUAUAUGGCUAUAGAGAAACCUUGUGAACACUCUAGAAGUCACAAUUUUUUCCAAAUCAUCAUAAAACUUGGUCAAAACACUGGUUUCAUUGAUAUCUCGGACGAGUUCGAAAAUGGUCCAGAUCCGUGAAAAAACAUGGCCGCCAGAGGGCGGGGCAGUUUUCUCUAUAUGUAUAUAGUGUAAACAUGUGAACACUCUAGAAGUCACAUUUUUGGUCCAAUCUUCAUGAAAUUUGGUCAGAACAUGUGUUUUCUGGAUAUGACGGUUGAGUUCAAAAAUGGUCCAGAUCGGUGGAAAAACAUGGCCGCCAGGGGGUGGGGCAGUUUUCUCUAUAUGUAUAUAGAAAAAUUACCUGUACAUACUUUCUAAUAGUUAACUCUCUUGUAUAAACCUGGGACUUCUUUCAUAAAAUGUGGUGUACAUAAAGACAGUAGUUUGCAUUCAAUUUAAUGAACCUUGUCAUAAAAUAACUGUACAUGUACUAAUGCACUAUAGAGCCUUAUCUUUGAUCUUUACUGAUAAGCCAAAUUAACCUACUGGUGUAUUUAGCAGACUACUGUGCUAUGAAACUGUUUCCAUUGCAACCUUGUUAUUUGGCAUUUUCUAAAUUAGAAGGACUCUUUUGAUUGAAAUAACUUUUAUAAAUUCUUCUUAUUUUUUACAUUUGAGUCACUGGAGUUUUCCACUCUCCAUAAAUUGUGUUCUUUAGAUUAAGUUAGACUUAUUUUAUAAACUUAAUUUUUGAAGCAACUACUAGACUAACAGUAACUAAUAUUUAAAUCAGUUUUUUUGACAGAUUGUGAACUUCUUUUUACAUUAAUUAAGGUAUUUGCUGUAUUUGUUCCUUUUUAACGAUGCAUAGAUUCUUUAGACUAAAGUUAGUUACUAGUAUUUCCAUUAAAGCUGCUUUGGUUUUCACUUAUAGAUUAAUUCUUUGAGUGUAUUCAGGCGUAUCUUAUCGGACGCCUUUAGUUAAUUGAAUGACAACCAGUAAGUGUGUUAGAAAUAAGCGUUCUUUAAUUAGACUCAAUAAAUAUUUCCGUAUUACAUAAGUGCUCACAAAGUUACAUAACUCGUAACCGUCCCAUGACCGGUUCACUUGCGUAAGCGAACGAGACCGCACUACCACAGUUUUUGUUGAAACUUUGUCAGAAAAUUUGUCCCAAUAAUAUAUUGGACAAGUUCAAAAAUGGUUCCAGUCUGUUGAAAAACAUUUCCGUCAUGGGGCCAUUUGUUGUUCAUUCUUCAUGAAAUUUGGUUAGAAAAUUUGUUCUAUUGAUAUCUUGGGCUGCAAAGAAAAGGUCAUUUCUUUUUAUCUCAGGUGAGCAACUUUGGGCCUUCAAGGCCCUCUUGUUUUGUUUGUUUUAAGUAAAAUGACUUCAAAUUGUUAUCAUAUUGUUUAACAAAUAAGAGGUUUCUGUGGUUUGGUUUAUUUGGAAAAUUAUUUUAGCAUUGUUGAAAUAAUAAGUAAGAUUUAUUUAAACAGCCUUGGUUACAGACAUUAUUUUCUGCCAUUGCCUUUUGGAGUAAAAAAAUAAUUAUGUAACAUAAAUCAUACAAAAAGUUAGUGAUACUUGUGGCAAUAUUAUUGACAAUACAAAAUCGAAAUGUAACCUUGCUGUAUGUGAUUAUGGUAGUUUACAGAUUUCAUUUCUGCAGCUUUGUUGUUAUUGUUGUGAGAUCCUAUGAGUGACCACCUGGUGAAACCAACUUAGUGUGGUAUUGCUGGUUAACAACCCGUGGUGAACUGUAUCCUCUACAUUAUUUCCCUAUACUUGCAUGUCUGUGAAAUGCACACUAGAGAUUGUUAAUUUUUGUGCUCACAAAGUGUAUAUCACAUAUUAUGUUGACGGUGAUAUUAUGCUGCUAGUUUUCUGGGGUUUGUGAUUUUAGGUUUACCUCAGAGCUACUGAAAAGUCAUUACUUAAAAAAAACUGGUGCCGGUAGCUACCUAUGCAUUUUAUAUAAAAAGUAUGUAUUGGGGAAACAGUUGACCAAUUCUCAUAACUGCUCACCUUAAUGUGCAGGAUUACUUGCAAACAUGGAUGUGUUGAAUGUCAUGAAAAGUAAGGUAUGCGUAUUGGUUGUGUGCAUGAUUUAACUUUAGAGGUUUGCAUUAAGGAUUUAUAUAGGAACUCUGUAAACUAAGUUAUUCACUAGUUGUUAGCAAAGUUCAUGCAUUGUGACUUGUCUGUUUUCCGAUACAUAGGCCGUCUGAUUUUACACAUUUUUAUUUAUUGAUAUGUUUGUGCAUAUUUACUUUUAUAAAUUCUUAGUUUUAUUUGCACUUCUAAUUUUCAAGCAAGUCAUUAUCAACAUUGCGUAUUAAUUGGAUUAUGUUGUUUUAAAAUAAAAACAAAAAACUGAUAAUAGGAAUAACUGUUUUAUACAAGGAGAAUUUUUAGAUUCAAAACUAUAAUUUUAAAACCAAUCUGGUUCAAUAAUGGUUAAGCAUUUCUCAAUUUCUGUUAAUACUUUAUGUUUAUCCUUUUGUUUUUCUUAAAAGCGUCUGCUUCUCUAAAACAUACAGAAAAUAACACUUUCUAACCAAUAUAAUAAUUUGCAGGUUAAGUUAAGUUCCUAAGAUAUUGUGUGCAUUUGUGUUGGCAGAUACCCUUAUAUGUUUUAAUGUGUUAAAUUUUCAUACAAUUGGUAAAUUUUAAAAAGCUGUGUUAAAAAUGUUUGAGUUGCAUUGAUAUUUUGGUGUUCUCAAUUCAAGACAUCCUGCCAUUAUAUGCAUUUAUGAUUGUCAGUGUUGGUAUUACUUUGGGGUGGGACCAAAAUUUAUAUUUUCGUAAGUUGGGUUAUAAUUAUAUAUUUCUUUUAUUAAAUUAUUCUGGAUGCAUUGCCCUUAAGCUUGUUGCAGAUUAUGUGGGGAACAUUUCAGUAUUUUAUGGCACUAAAUAAGGUGACAUUGAACCAUUUAUUCAGAUCAUAAAAAAAGGAAAACGAGGGUUAUUUACUUCUGACAGGACUUGUUUACUUAUUAGUAAUAAUUCUUCUUUUGUGUUUGGUCUCAUCCUAAAUUUCUUUACCAGAAGGAAAUGCAUACUGCUAAUAUUAUGUAAAUAAUAAACAACUACUGAUUGUUACUGAUGUCCGUCCUCUUCUAAUUUCUGUGAAAGUGUUGAUUUCCUUGUUGAAACACAAUAGUUCUGGAAUAUGAAAUUGUAUGAAAGAAAGUCUGCCAUAUACAGUAGCUUGGUGCGUAUAUGGAGACUGUUACAUAUACAAUAGCUUGGUGCAUAUAUGGAGACUGUUACAUAAACAAUAGCUUGGUGCGUAUAUGGAGACUGUUACAUAUACAAUAGCUUGGUGUGUAUAUGGAGACUGUUAUUAAUGAGCAAACCAUGAUGUGUAUUUGGGAAAUGUUAAGAAAUCUUAAUAGCAUGAAUACUUGUUCAUAUUGUUUUAAGUAAUAAUUUAUUGUUUGUUAAUGUAUAGACUAUUUUAUGUAUAUUGCAAACACUGUUUUAUUGUCAUUUAUUGUUUGUUCAUGGUGAUGACUGUUGAUAUGUAUAGUGGUGUAAUCCAGCCCCCCACUUGGGGAAGAAGUAUUAUUUCUUCUUUGAAGAAUUUCAUCUGUUGUUACUGAAUGCUACAAAAUGCAUAUAUACAUGUUAACCAGUUGCUAGCAAGGCAUUACAAGCAAGAUUAUCAGUGCACAAUUUGCUCUGCGUUCUUUGCACAUGCAAAUCAGUGUCAAAUGCUUUGAAUACAAAUUUUCAAUCACUUUAACCAGAUAUGGUUUAAAUGAUUCAUAAAUACUCGGAUGAAUGUUAUAUUUUAUAGAUCUGUCCAGCAAUUGGGACAGCAAGUUAAAUUUACUGUUCUUAUUUUAGCUCACCUGAGCACAAUGCACUCAUGGUGAGCUUUUGUGUUUGCCUUUUGUCUGUAGUGAGUCGACAAGAUUUGCCUUGUUAACACUCUAGAGGCCAUAUUUAUUGGUUGGUUGAAAAACAUGGUGGCCAGGGGGCGGGGCAUUUUUCCUUAAAUGGCUAUAGUAAAACCUUGUUAACACUCUAGAGGCCACAUUUAUUUUCUGAUCUUCAUGAAACUGGGUCAGAAGAUUUGUCCCCAUGAUAUCUUGGAUGAGUUUGAAAAUGGUUUCGGUUGUUUUAGAAUCAUGGCCACCAGGGGGCGGGGAAGUUUUCCUAAUAUCAUGGCUAUAUAUUGCUCGAGUAACACAUUAUUAACACUCUAAAGGCCACAUUCAUUGUCCAAUCAUCAUUAAACUUGGUCAGACAAUUUGUCACAAUGAUAUCUUGGAUGAGUUAGAAGAUGGUUCCGUUUGGUGCGAAAAACAUGGCCGCCAAGGAGGCGUGGCAUUUUUCCUUAUAUUGCUAUAGUAAAACAUUGUUAACACUCUAGAAGCCAUAAUUAUUGUCCGAUCAUUAUGAAACAUUGUCAGAAGAUUUGUUCCAAUGAUAUCUUGGGACAAGUUCUAAAAUGGUUCCAGAUGCUUGAAAAAUAUGGCCACCAGGGGGCUGGGCAUUUUUACUUAUAUGGCUUCAUGAAACUUUGUCAGAAUAUUUGUUUAAAUGAUAUCUUGGAUGUGUAUGAAAAUGGUUUUGGUCUGUAUAAAAACGUGGCUUCCAGGGUGUUCACUAGUCAUGAAAGUUGGUAAGAACAUUUUGUUCUUAUGACAUCUUGGGCUGCACAGAACAGGUCAGUUCCUUUGAAUCUCAGGUGAGCUACUUUGGGCCUUUCAGGCCCUCUUGUUCACAAUUUAGUUUUGUAAAUUACAAAAAAAACGAGAUUGUGUCAGUAAAGAUCACUGUGAUGAGAUACAAGUUUGUUGUGCAAGUGUCACUGAGCCUGCGGAUGUAUAGACCAGCUUGCUGUUUGAGGACAAUAUGCAUAUUGCCAUAUUAGUGUAUAUAUUACUUGUUUUCCCUGCAAAAUGUACAGAAUUUUGUUAUAUCAAUAAAAUUCAAAAAUCAGAGAAUACAAUUCUAUAAUAACGUG